UUCCCCGGAAGUGCGCGAGUAGGAACGGAAGUGCCCGCCGACUGCAACCGGCAACGGGUUCGCUAUGGUGGGCGGCGGCGGCGGCGGGGUAGGGGCUAGCCUACUGGAGAACGCUAAUCCCCUCAUCUAUGAGCGCUCCGGGGAGCGGCCGGUUACCGCAGGCGAGGAGGACGAGCAGGUUCCAGACAGCAUCGAUGCUCGCGAGAUCUUCGAUCUGAUUCGCUCCAUCAAUGACCCGGAGCAUCCAUUGACGCUAGAAGAAUUGAACGUAGUAGAGCAAGUUCGAGUUCAGGUGAGCGACCCUGAGAACACAGUGGCUGUGGCCUUUACACCCACCAUUCCGCACUGCAGCAUGGCCACCCUUAUUGGCUUGUCCAUCAAAGUCAAACUUCUGCGAUCCCUUCCCCAGCGUUUCAAGAUGGAUGUGCACAUUACACCAGGGACCCAUGCCUCUGAGCAUGCAGUGAACAAGCAACUUGCCGAUAAGGAGCGGGUGGCAGCUGCCCUGGAGAACACCCACCUGCUGGAGGUUGUGAACCAGUGCCUGUCAGCCCGCUCCUAAAACUGGCUUUUCACCCCCCUCCCCCACCCAGGGCUCAUGGCCUUGUUUGAAUCACUGACAAUGAGAAACUAACAUUUUGCAUUUUGUAAUAAACCCUUAAUUUAUAUUCAUUGCCCAGGGUGCCUUAGAGUCUUUCAUCUUGAUGGGAUCACUCCAGGUUUGGGAGGGCGGGGUCGUAGUGAGUGCCUGUACAGGUUGGGUCCAUACGAUACAGUUAAUUUUUAAAAUUUCUCCUGAUGGUUUGGUUAGGAAAAGUUGCAAGUACAGGCAUACUUCAGGUAUAUUACAGAUUUGGUUCCAGACCACUGCAAUAAAGUGGAUAUUGAAAUAAAGCAAAUCAAAUGAA
Manis javanica (Malayan pangolin) is the source of this 908-nucleotide messenger RNA. The record is from RefSeq and is a predicted model, not a curated record. Lineage: Eukaryota; Metazoa; Chordata; Mammalia; Pholidota; Manidae.